UCCACCUGCAAGACCUACAGCAGACUCUAGCCAGACUUUUUCAACAAGCGGUUUACAAACCACACUUUUUGUUUCAUGAACUUUGCUCAACAACCCUCGCCCGCUCCGCAGCAGAAACCCCAACAACAACCUCCUCAAGGCCAGUUCAAACUCAAACAGCGCAAGCGUGAAGCUGUUCAAAAAUAUGAACCAGAAGUCUUUCGUGAGCAAUUCUUGGCACUAAUUCCAACAGAAUCUACCGAGAUUGAUCAUUAUGCUGAAGUAAUCGAGGCCAAUGAUGCUAAGCUUGAUAUCAAGCGAUACGCCGAAGCCUUUUUUGAGCUUUUUUUAACCGGUGGUCUUGUUGCCCCUGGAGGUGUUAUUGAAUUGGGCGAUCAUCCUAAUCCGUUCAGUAUCUUUGCUGCCACAACUACCGCUGAAGUCAAAGCCAGAGCUAAUAUUUUAACCAAGCUCGCCCGUCGUCUAAAGUACAUUCCACGAAAGCUGGAAGAAACUCUGUCACAUUUAUUGCAAUAUAUUCACAAGUUUGGAGAUGAUGCAGACAAGCUUGCUACCAGUGUUGGUAUCCUUACUGCCAAUGGCACUCUUCCGCUGACUGUGCUCGGAAACACUGUCAAGGAACACAUUGUCAAUGAUGGAAAAACUCUUCGAUUUUUGACUAUCGCUCUCGAAGCAUACAUUCAAGAACAGUCCAUGGACCAUCUUAUUACUGCUAUGCGCAAGUCUGGAAUGGAUGCCAAGAUGCCCGAAUUCUUCCCCGAAUCCAAACGCAAAGAUCGUGACAUGGCUGAGCACUUUGAGAAUGCCAAACUAAACAAAAUUGCGGAUUUUUUGGUCAAGCAGAAACAGGCAGUUGUCAAGGAAAUGACCCGUCAAGGACUCAAGGAUCUUUUUGCUGCCUCUCAUACUGCAGAUGCUGCAGCAUCUGCCAAGAUUGCGACGCAUAUUAAGCAACUAAUGGCUGUCAACAAAUGGAAUGAGCAAGAAACAAUGGCCAUUGUUUGGGAUGGAUUAAUGGAUUCUGUUGAUUGGAGCUCUAGAGGAGACCAAAUUGAAACACUUGCCAUCAAGACUGUUACGCUAUGGUCACCACUUCUUGUCCAGUUUUGUACCUCGCCAAAAACCGAGAUUGCUCUUUUGACCAAGAUACAAGUUUAUUUCCAUAACGAGUCGCGUCUGAUGAAGCACUACCGUGCUGUGGUUCAGAACUUGUACAAGCACGACGUUGUUUCCGAGUCUGGCAUUCUUUACUGGUUUGAAAAAGGUGUUGCACCUCAAGGAAAAACUGUUUUUCUCAAACAGAUGGAACCUUUUGUCAAUUGGCUAAAGGAGGCUGAUGAGGAUGAUAGCGAUGAAGAGUAGGAUAGACUCUACUAGCUAUACAAAUCAAAUAAACGGAUUUGUUUUUGUU
This is a messenger RNA of Batrachochytrium dendrobatidis JAM81, 1411 nucleotides long. RefSeq lists its product as uncharacterized. The transcript is spliced from 6 exons. Gene Ontology annotation, cellular component: cytoplasm; membrane. NCBI's taxonomy places the organism in Eukaryota, Fungi, Chytridiomycota, Chytridiomycetes, Rhizophydiales. Gene Ontology annotation, molecular function: protein binding. The record is from RefSeq and is a predicted model, not a curated record. Bases 76 to 1362 code for a protein of 428 amino acids.